UUUUUUUUUUUUUGAACUUUAACUUUAUUUAUAAAUAAUUUUUUGUUAUGAGAUAAAAUUAAGCAGAAACGACUCCAUCUAUAUGGGGUGGUUAGUUAGAUAUUAGUUGGUGGCCUUUCCAUUCAUCUAAUGCACCAAACAUAACCCCAUAUCAACUCCACCCUCAUCCAUCUUCUCCGGAAUCACCAACGCCGGACUUCUCCUCAAUUCCGAUGGAACCCACCAUCAAAAUCGUCAGAAAAUCUAUUCAUACAUUCCUCCACCACUACAAUUACUUCACGACUGCUGCCAUUUUAGCCCUCCCGUUUUCUGUUUCCAUUCUCAUCUCCUCCACCCUCCUCCCUCAUUCCCUCACCGUUCAUUCCCGUCUCCGGUCACUUUUCAACGACGCCGGAUUUCCUCAACAAUCGGAAUUCUUCUCCAUUCUCAACCUCAAACUAUCCCAAACCAUCACAUCAUCAAUCUUAGUCCUACCCUUUACCCUCUCUUUCCUCCUCAUCGCAAAAGCAUCCGUAAUCCAAUCCUUCAACACCCACCGGAAACCACCACCAUCCUUCUCCGGCAUCUUCAGUUCCAUCCUCCUAACACAGAUAUGGAACACCUUGGUUAUGGUCUCCGCAAAUGCUACUUGUUUUUGGGUUCUUUUCAUUGCUUUCAACUGUUUGGAAAACCUCCGUAUCCCCUCACUGUUCUUCACCGUCGCCGGAGGAAUCGUGUAUUCCAUCAUCAUAGCCAAUGCCUUGAUCGUAUGCAACCUGGCGUUAAUCCUCUCAGGAAUGGAACUGAGUGGCGGAUUCAUUUCCAUUCUCAAAGCGUGUGUCAUGAUCAGAGGAAGAACUUCAAUCGCUCUAUCAUUAGCGCUGCCGAUAAACAUGGCGUUGGCCGGAAUCGAAGCUCUUUUUCAGUUCCGGGUAGUGAAAGCUUAUUCCGAUUCCGGGAUGAACAGACCCAGUUCAAGCAUGGUAUUAGAGGGAUUAUUCAUUGGUUAUUUGUACUCCAUUCUCAUCAUAAUUGAUGCCAUAAGUGGGUGUGUGUUCUUCAGAAGCUGCAAAAUAGCGUAUGAUGAGAACAUUAUUGAUCAAGAAGCAGGUAGGAUCGAAGAAGACGAAAGAGGUGAUUUUGCAUCGGCAAAGUGUUGAGAAAAGAAGUUUCUUGAAUUAUCUUUUCUUUUUCUUUUUCUUUUUGUGAUUGGAAAUUUUUUUGUUUUCUUUUCGAUUGAAUCACAGGCUGGGAAUGAGUUCAUAAUUCUCAAAUGUGGAUUAGAUUCAUGCAGUCAAUAUUAGUUUAAGAUAAUUGAAUAUAAAACAAUGUACAACUCUUAUAUAGUUAUAUUCAAUGAAAUAUAAGUCAUGAUUUA
Molecule: messenger RNA, 1357 nt
Organism: Lactuca sativa (garden lettuce)
Lineage: Eukaryota; Viridiplantae; Streptophyta; Magnoliopsida; Asterales; Asteraceae
Source: RefSeq, a predicted model, not a curated record